AUCCAGCAUGGUGGACAGCUGCUGAAUGGUUCACGAAAUCUUGGUAUUCUGAUGAUGUUUUGAGGCCAACUAAACCGGUCAAGAAACUAUGGGUCGUACGGGAAGCGAGUCUUCGAGACGAUUGCCACGCCAUCUCAGAUAUGAGGACAUUCCAACUCAUACAUUUACCCCAAGAACAUACCAGGUGGAGUUGUUGGACGCGGCUGUCCAACAGAACACAUUGGUAUGCCUUGAUGCCACCUCAAGUCGUAUGUUCCUCAGUGUGAUGCUGCUUAAGGAGCAUGGCCAUCAGUUACAGCUGCCACUGGACCAGGGAGGAAAGCGGGGCGUGUUCCUUGUCAACAGUGAAAAUGAUAUUGCCAAGUAUGCCCUGAUGAUUGAGCACCAAACAGACCUGACAGUGGGGCAGUACUCCACCGACUGUCAGGACAGGGACAAUGAUUGGUGGACACUGGAGGUACACAGGACACAAGUGCUGGUCAUGCUUCCCUCAUUCUUCCAUCAUGUCAUUGAGGAAAAUCUCCUGAAAUUAUCUCAAGUCAAUGUGCUCAUCUUUGAUCACUGCCAACAUGUACUGGACCCCGGUCAUCCAUAUGAUCUCAUCACAAAAAAGCUGCAGUUACAAAGCGAUGCUGAGGAGUCUCCCCGAAUUCUGGGCCUUACUUCCUGUUUCACCAGCAAGCAUUGUCAAGACCCAAUCGAGUUGGUUACAACCAUAAAAAAACUGGAGAAGCGCUUCAGUGCCUCUGCAGAAACCUCAACUCUUGUUUAUUCUGAGAGGUACGGAAUGCAGCCCACAGAGUUAGUGUUUGAGUGUGACAAGUAUGAGGAUACAACUGGCAUGGUUGAAGAAUUAGGAAGUAUGUUGGAAAACACGCUUCAUUUUUUGCAGGAAUGUAACAUUAAACUGGAUGGAAAGGGUGGUGGGGACCCGAUAGAAACUCCCAAAACUGUCAUUGUGGAGUGUCUCAAUAUCCUGUACCGCCUAGGUCCUUGGUGUGCAGUGAGCCUCGCACAGAUGUUCGUCUCUCAGCUGGAGAAAAUUGACAAGCAUGAAACUGUAGAUGUGAAAAAGAAGUUCCUCCGCCUGGCUGCCACUCAACUACGACUGCUCAUCCAUCACUUUGAUAGUAACUUCUCACCGGAGUACGACGUUGAGGAACUGCUACUGUACACCACGCCAAAAGUGAAAAAACUCAUUGACCAUUUGCGACGGUUUAAACCUGACUGUGACUUCAAGAUAAUCAGCACAGAAGAUACGGAUGAAAUGGACGACGAUUCUUACAUGUCCGAUGACAGUCUCGCCUUGACCGAUUCCUCAGAUGAUGAGGACAGAUCAGGAGGGUCCAAGAUCAUACAUGUGGCUGUUAAAAAGGAUAUUCCUGAAGACAAAUCGGGGAUAGAGUUAUUCUCCGGAAGUGAUGACAAAUACAUGUGUGGCAUUGUGUUUGUCGAUCAUCGUUAUGUGGCUUUUGCCCUGAACAAAUUCAUAGAGGAAGUAUGUGCAUGGGACGACCAGUUAUGUUUCAUCAAGAGUCACCACAUCACCGGGCAAGGAUCCAAGAAGGAAGGCAGUAAGAGCUACAAAAAGCAGGAGGAUAUCCUACGUAAAUUCCGCCUCCAAGAGCUCAACCUCUUACUGGCUACUGAUGUGCUGGAAGAAGGAGUGGACAUACCGAAGUGUAACCUCAUCAUCAAGUUUGACCCACCGAAGGAUUACCGGUCCUACAGCCAGUCAAAGGGACGAGCUCGAGCUAGAGAGUCGGAGUACGUGAUUUUAGCAGACAAGUCAAACCUGAAGGCCUUCAGAACAGGGUUGGCUAAAUACAAGGAUAUCGAAGGGGUCCUGAAGGGGAUCUGGAAAAGACAUGAUGAUGAGGACCAGAUAAACUGCGACAACAUCACUGACCUCUACCAUGACAUCCUGCCACCCUACAAACCGUGUGAUGAGGAGGGAGGCGUCCAGGUCACUCUCACAUCAGCCAUUGGUCUAGUCAACAGAUAUUGUGCCAAGUUGCCAAGUGACGCCUUCACCCACCUCACACCAAAGUGUGUUAUUGGUGCGAUUCAGAAGGGUGAGCAGACGGUGUACAGCGCCACCUUGAGGCUUCCAAUCAACUCGCCAUUGAAAGAAGAAAUCCAGGGUAUCCCCAUGCCUACCAGGAUGUUGGCCAAACAAGCUGUAGCAUUGAAGGCUUGUGAGAUUCUCCACAAGUCAGGGGAGAUUGAUGAUCAGUUACUUCCAAUUGGAAAGGAGCUUUUCAUGAAGGAGGAGGAAGACUCGAGUACAUUGGACAGUGAAGACAUUGCAGGGGAGGCAAGGCCCGGCACUACAAAGAGAAAGCAGUACUACAUCAAACAGCUUGGCUCAUCAUUGGUGAAAGGUCACCCCACUGUGGACACCAACUUCCUGUUUCUUAUCCAAUUAACACUGACCCAGCCUAUAUCUGAUGAUCAGAACACCAGAGGGCGCCGUGUGUACACCCCGGAGGAAACAAACCGAGGUUUUGGACUGCUGAGUUCUAAACACAUACCCAUGAUCCCUACAUUUCCAUUGUACACAAGAUCAGGGGAGGUCACUGUAUCCUUGGACCUGUUACGGAGUGGUACAUCCUUCACGGAGGAAGAGCUUGCCAGAUUGCAGGAGUUCCACCGAUUUGUGUUUACAGAAGUGUUACGUUUGGAGAAGGACCCCAUGGAGUUUCAGCCAGACCAGGCCGACCUUGGCUACUGUAUCAUCCCCCUCAAUCGCAAAACCGACAAUUCAGAUUAUUUUGUUGAUUGGGAUUUUAUUGACUUGGUGAAACUUUCCAAACAAGCAGUGAAGAGAAACAUAUAUGACUCCAAGCGGGAAAUCUUUGAGUUUAAGAAAGACGAGUAUGAAGAUGCCGUUGUUAUGCCAUCGUAUCGUAAUAUUGACCAACCACAGCAUUUCUAUGUGGCAGAAAUACGCAGUGAUCUCAAUCCGUCCUCUGCAUUCCCCUCGCCUGAGUUAUACAAGACAUUCAGUGAAUACUAUACUACCAAAUAUGGUCUGACCGUGACCAAUCAGGAACAGCCUCUACUCGAUGUGGAUCACACUUCUGCUCGUCUUAACCUUUUGACCCCUAGAUACAUGAACCAAAAGGGUGUUGCUUUGCCAACAAGCAGUGCAGAGACUAAGAAAGCCAGGAGAGAAAAUCUGCAACAGAAGCAAAUUCUUGUCCCAGAACUUUGUGAGGUACAUGUCUUUCCAUCAUCUCUCUGGAGAAAGGCUGUUUGUCUUCCCACAAUACUCUACAGGAUCAAUUAUCUCCUGGUUGCCGAGGAGAUUAGAAUCCGGAUUGCAACCAGCGCUAAUAUCGGACAAGUGGACCUCCCACCAGGGUUUGUGUUCCCUGCACUAGACUUCGGGUUCUCUGUGCAAGAGGAAAAAGAGCAUGUGGAUAGAACUGAAGAAAAAAUGUCUUCACAGGAAGGACAGAAAGAGAACGAAAAUACGAAAAGUGCUGAUAAACAGGUCAUAACUGUUGACGAAAAUGUGCAGACAGAAGAAUUGGAAAAAACAAAAGUAUUGGAAAAGGAAAAUCAGGAUACCGGUAUUAUGGAAAGUGCAAAAGUGUAUUCAGAAGAAAGGGAUGUUGAAAAUAUGAACAUGGAAGGGAAUGGUGAAAAUUUGAAAUCUGGCAACUACACGACAAGUAGAAUUAAUGUGAAAUCUGACCGUGACACAACAGUGGUUGCUAGUGAAAAUGUGAAAUCUGACCGUAACACAACAGUGGUUGCUAGUGAAAAUGUGAAAUCUGACCGUGACACAACAGUGGUUGCUAGUGAAAAUGUGAAAUCUGACCGUAACACAACAGUGGUUGCUAGUGAAAAUGUGAAAUCUGACCGUGACACAACAGUGGUUGCUAGUGAAAAUGUGAAAUCUGACCGUGACACAACAGUGGCUGCUUGUGAAAAUGUGAAAUCUGACCGUGACACAACAGUGGCUGCUAGUGAAAAUGUGAAAUCUGACCGUGACAUAACAGUGGCUGCUAGUAAAAAUGUGAAAUCUGACCGUGACACAACAGUGGCUGCUUGUAAAAAUGUAAAAUCUGACCCUGACACAACAGUGGUUGCUAGUGAAAAUCUGAAAUCUGACCGUGACACAACAGUGGCUACUUGUGAAAAUCUGAAAUCUGACCGUGACACAACAGUGGUUGCUUGUGAAAAUGUGAAAUCUGACCGUGACACAACAGUGGUUGCUUGUGAAAAUGUGAAAUCUGACCGUGACACACCAGUGGCUGCUUGUGAAAAUUUGAAAUCUGACCGUGACACAACAGUGGCUGCUUGUGAAAAUGUGAAAUCUGACCGUGACACAACAGUGGCUGCUUGUGAAAAUGUGAAAUCUGAACGUGACACAAUAGUGGUUGCUUGUGAAAAUGUGAAAUCUGACCGUGACACAACAGUGGCUGCUUGUGAAAAUGUGAAGUUACAGGAAUCGGUAACAGAAAGUGAAGUUGUCAAAAGUGACAUUGACUAUGAAAAUGGUCAAAACAGCAAAAAGACAGACACAGGAGAAGAACAGGUUACACCAGAAAAGGCUCCGUCUGUCGACAAGGAACAGAGGACAGAACUCUUUAGUCAAAAUACUGUUGUCAACAAAGAAAAGAGUGGAGGCAGCCAUACUAGUCAAGUUUCACCAGUUGUUUGUGAAGGUGAGGAUCAAAGAACAUUGUUAUGUAACGGGCACUAUGCAGAAGAAACUGACAAACAAUGCAAGCUAAAUAAAGAUAUCUGUGAUAUAGAGUGUAAAUAUUGUGUACAGAGGGAUCUCUCUACACUGAACAACCAUGACUGUGGUCAUACACAACUGGCACAAUGCAUCAAAUCUUGUAAAAUAAAAAACACACCUCAUUGUAAUGGACUGUCAACAAAUGGCCUCCUCAAAGAUUUCAGCAAAUUGACAACAAAUUGUUCCAAUCAGUUCGACACCAGAGAUGAUGAAUCGUGUUCAGACAUUUUACAUUGCGAUAGUAAUAGACACAAAGUUGAUCAAGCUGAAAGCUGUGAUAUUCAAUACGACUGUGAUAACACUCGAGAAGAAGGUCACACUGGUUGGGGUGACCCCUGUGAUGACCAAUUGACACCACAAACUUCACAGUGUCAGGUCUCGGAUAACCCUACAAGUGACGAGAACCAGUGGGGGGAGCAACAGAUUUGUGAAAAUGAAAAUCAAGCUGAUGUUUUCUCUUCUGUCGGACAUUUUGGAAAAUCAGAUAAAUGUGACGUUAAAAAGUCUGCCCCUGUUGAUCUUUCCAAGGUUGCGUUUCCAGACCCACUGUUGUCACUAGAUGUGGAUAUAGACCUGAGUAAGUAUAUCGGUCCAAGUCCCUGCACUAUCCUACAAGCCCUCACCAUGUCAAACGCCAACGACUUCUUUAGUCUGGAGCGACUGGAGACAAUCGGCGACUCGUUUCUUAAGUAUGCCAUCACUGUGUACCUGUACUGUACUUAUCCAGGUAUACAUGAGGGUAAACUGAGCUACCUGCGUAGUAAGCAGGUGAGUAACUGUAACUUGUACAGGCUAGGUAAGAAGACUGGCCUUGCCGAGUGUAUGAUCUCCACAAAGUUUGAGCCAUAUGAAAACUGGCUGCCACCUGGUUACGUCAUCAAUGAGACAAAACGGAAGGGCCCUGUCCCACACGUGGUGUUGAGUAAGACAAGUGAUCUUGCCAAGGAAGCUCAUGAAAGGAUAACAGAGAAACUGGGUACCAGGAAGUUACAGGAAUAUGGAAAAACAUUUACAGAGGAUGAGAUUGACCAACAGAUCAUUGAUAUUGACCAAUGGCAGGAGGUUGAGGAGCAGGACAUGGAAGUGAAUGAGGUGAAGGGUUCGGACGUGUUUUCUUACUGUCUACAGACGCUCCACAGUAUACCGGACAAGUCCAUCGCCGACUGUGUCGAGUCCCUCAUCGGAUGCUAUCUCACUUCUUGUGGAAAGAAGGCUGCCCUACGGUUCAUGUUCUCACUGGGGCUGAAAGUGUUGCCACCUAGAGCAGCUACAGUAGGAGACAAACCUGACGAGGAGACAUCCACAAGCUCACAGGAGGAGCAUCAGAUUGUGAGUUCCUAUGGGUAUCAGUGUCCACCAUCACCACUACUGUCUAACACAAACGACAACAGGCGUCUGAUGGAACACCUUCUUAUUGGCUACGAAUCGUUUGAGGAGAAGAUCGGCUACAAGUUCCGUGACCGGGCCUACCUUCUUCAAGCCUUUACCCACGCGUCAUAUCACUACAACAACAUCACCGACUGUUACCAACGACUUGAAUUCCUGGGGGACGCCAUCCUUGACUACGUGAUCACACGACACCUGUACGAGGACUCGUGUAAGUACUCCCCGGGAGUACUCACUGACCUCAGGUCGGCGCUAGUCAACAAUAACAUCUUCGCCGCACUGGCCGUCAAGUGGGACUUCCACAAGUACUUCAAGGCCAUUUCACCACCAUUGUUCCAGGUCAUUGAGAAGUUUGUGGCAAAACAGAAGGAAAGAGACGACGAAAUUGAUUUGGAGGAUGAGGAUGAGAAUGAAGAUGCCAGUGAAGAGUAUGUGGAACUUGAGGUACCAAAAGCACUAGGGGACAUCUUUGAGUCCCUAGCUGGUGCCAUAUACCUGGACAGUGGUCUGUCGCUGGACGUUGUCUGGAGAGUGUACUACAGAAUGAUGAAACCUCAAAUUGACAAGUACCUGAAGAGUAUCCCCAAGUCACCAGUCCGUGAGCUGCUGGAAAUGGAACCAGAGACCGCCAAGUUUGAAAAACCGGAGAGGACCUUAGAAGGGAAAAUCCGGGUCACAGUCAAUGUUGUCAGUAAAGGCGUAUUUGUUGGAAUUGGACGCAAUUACCGUAUUGCCAAAAGUGCUGCUGCCAAGAAAGCCCUGCGCUGUAUGAAAGCUAUGCAAAGUCAAGGACUGAUAUAAAGGCAACACCUCCCCUGACUCUGUCUUAGUCCCAGGCCCCAUCCACUGAUGUCAGCUCCUUGUGCAAGAUAUAGGGAGCCCGUUCUAGUUUGUCAAUGGAUAUUUUUGUUUGUGUGGGUGGAAUACGCCAAACAAACACUACUGCAGGCCGUGACAGUCAUGUUUAGUCUUAAAUUUAUGUCGCCCAUACUGAGCUUUUUGUUUAAUAUUCCUGCCAUAUGAACACAAAUAUUCAAUAAGGAUGUAACUGAUUUGGGUUCAUUAUGGGCAUUGAAAGUCCUCGUUAACCCUUUCACCCCUAUGUCACUUUAGUAGACUCUACCAUACAUUGAUAUGGAUGAGUCUAUUAUGGUCUAUAGUGGUGGAAGGGUUAAUACUCACUGAGGAACUUUGCCAGACGUCUACAUCUUGCUAUCAUCAUUAAGGACCAGCCGUGGUACAACUGGUCAGAAGGUAAUGGAGAGAUGCCAAGACUGCAGUCUGGCCAGCGGAGUGGCUGUUGUUGGCUAGAUAGAAUUGGCGCUCCCCUAGGUUUAUUAAGUUGGUGAGAUAUCAACUUAUCAUUAGUAUACUAUUUUGAGGGGUAUUCAAUGCUGACAUUUGAUACAGUAAUUUGUUAUGGUACAAUUAUCACAAGUCUUGAUAUUACAUGUUGAAAUUUUCGACUGUAAUAUCAAGAUUAAUUCUUCAUGUUUUACAUUGUAAUUGGUGUUAUUAUGAUUUAAAAAUAAAUUCAAGCAACAACCGAGAUUUGCGCUGCAACUCAAAUAUGUCAUUGUAAUCGGUAUUUUUUUCAAGAACCUAUUUGUAAAUGUUAUUGCAAUUUCAUUAAGUCCAAUAUUCAGAUUUGAAAGUUGAAAAGUAUAUUGAAAUAACCAUAAAUGUUUACAGUUUUUUUCCAAACUAUGACAUUCUAACUGUAUACCUACAUUCCAUCACAAGGCGGUAGAGGUGAUGUACUGGUGAAGGAAAUUAGCCAGGAAAACCUGCUGCAUCAACUUUAUAUUGUUGUAUGAAAUAUACAGGUAACCAGAUUAAAUUGACCCGUUAUUAAUCACAAUCCCUCUUGCAGUGAAGAAUAACUAAUAUACAGGUAACCAGAUUAAAUUGACCCGCUAUUAAUCACAAUCCCUCUCGCAGGGAAGAAUAACUACAAAAGAAAAUCAGCUAGUUUAGUUUUUUCGAUUCUUUCUCCAUGGAAUCUUUCAGAUUAGGAAAGAAGGACUAAUUCACUGGUGUUUCUUGUUUUAAUAAAUCUUACGUGAACAAUGUUAUAUCCAGAUCCUGUCUGCUCUGGAAACUGGCAUUGUUUUACCUGUCUAGUGUAAAGGUCGUGGUUGAUACACCCUAUACAUUCUGGCCUUCUCAUUUUUCCUCUGUGGUGGCUAUACCUAUAGAAGUCACUCAUACUAGAAUUAAACAUUGCUAGACUUUUGUACAGCCUGUAGUUAAAAGUAGGAAACAUUUUCCUAUUUAAUUUGAUCAAGGUUUCUUGGUGUGAUGUAGACGAUUGAGCAGAUUGAGUAAAAUGAUGGAAGAUUUGUGUUAAUCCAUUGGAGGUCCCAUUAUUUUUUUCUCCAAAAGAUACCUUUUUCUUUUAAUAUAGUUAAAGGGAGACAAUCCAUAUAAAAAAACGUUUUAUCAAAGGUACUGAAAAAGAUGUGACCUAUCGUUAUUCCUUCUGACUGAGAAGUUAAACAUAAUAUGUCACCAUCUUUCACCACACCCCAGAAAUAAUUCAACUUAAAAGACAAUGAACAAAUGUAACUUCACUUUGUUACCUAUUUCAAUAUUUUCGCAUAUUUUGUUACAAGAAUGCCUCAAAAAGAUUCUCAGUAUUUCAGUUCAAGGGCGGCCACAUAUUGUUUUGCCCUGUGGUAUUCUGGUUUUCACACUAUAGGGCUACAGGCCAUCACCUCACCACCACUGAUAAUGUUCUGGUAACAUGUAGAGUUUGACAACAGUUGUAUCGCACAUAUUUAUCACAAUCCCUUUACAAUAUUUGUGUAUCUUUUGUUGUACCAUUAAAAUCAAACAUCAGUACAUUUGUUUACCUACAAAGUUUACUUUCAUUACUAAUAUACAUUGUAUAUGGUCGUUAGAUGAGAAAUGACUGACAAAUCAAAUUUAUUUAGGGCUUUGUGCAAUAUCUUACUUCAAUGGCAUAUCAGUGUGGAAUUUCUUCCUAUUGUUUAUGGUGUUUAUCUAGCACACUCCUAAUUUCUAUAAUAUUUUUGUAGAUCAUUCCACGUUUUAUGUUGUACCUGGUUAGUAUAGUAGGGUUUUUCUUCUCAGUUUUUUUAAUCCUAAACAUUCUUCGCUUUCAUGAAAAAACAAUACAAAACAAAUACUUAAUAGCAUGAAGGAUGUCAGAAAUGUACAUACACCAACAGGUACAUGACAGGAUGUCAGAAAUGUACAUACACUAACAGGUACAUGACAGGACAUCAGAAAUGUACAUACACUAACAGGUACUUGACAGGACAUCAGAAAUGUACAUACACUAACAGGUACAUGACAGGACAUCAGAAAUGAACAUACACUAACAGGUACAUGACAGGACAUCAGAAAUAAACAUACACUAACAGGUACUUGACAGGAUGUCAGAAAUGUACAUACACCAACAGGUACUUGACAGGAUAUCAGAAAUGUACAUACACCAACAGGUACUUGACAGGACAUCAGAAAUGUACAUACACCAACAGGUACUUGACAGGAUGUCAGAAAUGUACAUACACCAACAGGUACUUGACAGGACAUCAGAAAUGUACAUACACCAACAGGUACUUGACAGGACAUCAGAAAUGUACAUACACCAACAGGUACUUGACAGGAUGUCAGAAAUGUACAUACACCAACAGGUACUUGACAGGACAUCAGAAAUGUACAUACACCAACAGGUACUUGACAGGACAUCAGAAAUGUACAUACACCAACAGGUACUUGACAGGAUGUCAGAAAUGUACAUACACCAACAGGUACUUGACAGGACAUCAGAAAUGUACAUACACCAACAGGUACUUGACAGGACAUCAGAAAUGUACAUACACCAACAGGUACUUGACAGGAUGUCAGAAAUGUACAUACACCAACAGGUACUUGACAGGACAUCAGAAAUGUACAUACACCAACAGGUACUUGACAGGAUGUCAGAAAUGUACAUACACCAACAGGUACAUGACAGGAUGUCAGAAAUGUACAUAUAUACACUAACAGGUACUUGACAGGAUGUCAGAAAUGUACAUACACCAACAGGUACUUGACAGGAUGUAAGAAAUGCACAUACACCAACAGGUACUUGACAGGACAUCAGAAAUGUACAUAUAUAUACCAACAGGUAAUUGACAGGAUGUCAGAAAUGUACAUACACUAACAGGUACUUGACAGGACUUUAGAAAUGUACAUACACCAACAGGUACUUGACAGGACAUCAGAAAUGUACAUAUAUAUACCAACAGGUACUUGACAGGACAUCAGAAAUGUACAUACACCAACAUUACUUUAAUAGUUGAUGGUACUUUUCAGUAUAAAUGUUUCGGAGACUCGCAAUAGAUCAACUGGUUAUUAUUAUUUUUUUCAUAAAAAGUUUAUUUUUAUUUAUUAUUUUCAGUAUAAAUGAGAUCAGAAUGUCCUAUUUGGCUACAACUACUUGCACUUUUGUAUUAAUCAACAGGUACAUACAAUGUUUAAGGAAUAUUUAAAUAUUUGGAACACAUGAAAUAUGCAGAAAAAUUACUAGGUAUUGGAUUGUUUAUUUAUUUUUUUAAAUGAUGUGAGGUCAUAAAAUUGUGAUACACGUAUGUGUUUUAUAGGUAUAUAUAUUGAAUACUGUAUUAACAUUUGUAUUGUAUUUUUACAUAAUAAUUGGUGCUAUAAUUUUCAAAGUGCUAGAUUAAGAAAUAGAACAUUUGUAUGAAUUUGUCCUGUAAACUUAAUUGUCAUUGACAUCAAUAGAAUAACAGUUAUGAUGUGUCAGGGUCGUGUUACUUCUGUAAGCGAUGGUUACUCUGUGAUGUGUCACGGUCGUGUUACUCCUGUAAGCGAUGGUUACACUGUGAUGUGUCACGGUCGUGUUACUUCUGUAAGCGAUGGUUACACUGUGAUGUGUCACGGUCGUGUUACUUCUGUAAGCGAUGGUUACACUGUGAUGUGUCACGGUCGUGUUACUCCUGUAAGAGAUGGUUCCACUGUGAUGUGUCCCGGUCGUGUUACUCCUGUAAGCGAUGGUUACACUGUGAUGUGUCCCGGUCGUGUUACUCCUGUAAGCGAUGGUUACACUGUGAUGUGUCACGGUCGUGAUACUCCUGUAAG
This is a messenger RNA of Mizuhopecten yessoensis (Yesso scallop), 11254 nucleotides long. RefSeq names its product endoribonuclease Dicer-like. Gene Ontology annotation, cellular component: nucleus; cytoplasm; RISC complex. Lineage: Eukaryota; Metazoa; Mollusca; Bivalvia; Pectinida; Pectinidae. Gene Ontology annotation, molecular function: ribonuclease III activity; deoxyribonuclease I activity; protein binding. The coding region runs from base 89 to 6943 and encodes 2284 amino acids. Gene Ontology annotation, biological process: apoptotic DNA fragmentation; rRNA processing; pre-miRNA processing. The record is from RefSeq and is a predicted model, not a curated record. The transcript has 18 exons.